This is a messenger RNA of Pimephales promelas (fathead minnow), 1353 nucleotides long. The record is from RefSeq and is a predicted model, not a curated record. Lineage: Eukaryota; Metazoa; Chordata; Actinopteri; Cypriniformes; Leuciscidae.
AUGGUUCCAUUCAAAGGAUUCAACAGUAAGACUCAGACUGAUGUCACUUAUCUCAUUAGAACAUUAGCCAGUGUCUACAUACCUGUAGCUAGUAAAACAGCUACACAGACUUACCUUUCAGAGUUAAAGGACAUUGCAAAACUGACUGGCAAAGACUUUGCAGCUGUCCUCAGGGAUGAGCUCUCCGUCAUCAGUGAGAAUGUCGAUCUCGAUCAAUCAGAAACCCAAGAUGAGGAUGUGGAAGAGAACUCACGAAAGACACAGCCUGCUCUGAAACUUUCUGACGUCAACCCACCUGACAUUCAAAAAGUAAUCGUCGAGCACAUAGUGAGAAAUGAAGACUCUGCUCUGCAGGUGCAUACUUCUUUGAGACUCAGACCCUUCUCUGGGCGUUCCCCCAGAUCCAACAAUGAAGUGGAUUAUGAGACAUGGCGUUCCAAUGUGGAACUUCUUCUUAAAGACACAACACAGUCUGAUCUUUACAAGUCCCGAAAGCUUCUUGAAAGUCUCUUAUCGCCUGCUAUCGAUAUUGUGAAGCACCUAACACCUGAAUCUCCCCUUAAUGUGUACUUGGAGAUCUUGGACUCUGCGUUCGGCACUGUCGAGGACGGAGAUGAUCUUUUCGCAAAGUAUCUUAACACAAUGCAGGAUAACGGUGAGAAAUCCUCGGCUUAUCUACAAUGGCUGCAGGUGAUGCUGAACACCACCCUCAGGAGGGGAGGCGUAAACGCAAGUGACCUUGACCGGCAUCUGCUUAGACAGUUUGUCAGAGGCUGCUGGGACAACACUUUGAUAGCUGAACUUCAGCUGGAACAAAAGAAACAGAAGCCACCUACCUUUGCUGAACUUCUCCUGUUACUCCGCACAGCAGAAGAUAAAUGUACUUCCAAAGCAUCCCGCAUGAAACAACACCUCAAUAUUUCGAAGCCAAGAGUGUCUUCUUCUUAUCAAGGUGUUUAUGUGCAGAGUGAAGACUGCAACCCAUCUCAGCCAGCUCUUGAUCACAGGUCCGAAAUCCAAGACCUAAGGAAACAAAUAGCUGAUUUACAGUCCCAGCUCACACGUAUCACACAGAAGGAUGGUAGAAAGACUAAAUCAGCUGCCAGACUAGUAGCUCCCCACACAGCCAUCACUCCACCAUCUCAAAGACUUCACCACAGCCGUGAUGCAAACAACAACACAAGCAAUAGACCAAAGCCCUGGUAUUGCUUUAGAUGUGGAGAGGACGGACAUAUUAAGCCUCAGUGUGAGAGUGAGUCGAACCCAUCCCUUGUGGCUGAGAAGAGGAAGCAGUUAAAAGAAAAACAGCUAAAAUGGGACAUUGAAAAUGGUGUUUCAAAAGCCGAUCAUUAG